Oryzias latipes (Japanese medaka) is the source of this 1664-nucleotide messenger RNA. RefSeq names its product TMEM9 domain family, member B (gene tmem9b). NCBI's taxonomy places the organism in Eukaryota, Metazoa, Chordata, Actinopteri, Beloniformes, Adrianichthyidae. Gene Ontology annotation, biological process: positive regulation of canonical NF-kappaB signal transduction. Gene Ontology annotation, cellular component: lysosomal membrane. The record is from RefSeq and is a predicted model, not a curated record.
CCUCUAUUUCCGGAAAUGACAAGUCAGCUGAUGUAGAAUCUGCUUAUCCUCUACUUGGCUCUACGGCGGACGGCGUCGUUUCUUAGGGUGCAUUCGUCUUUUCUCCUUUGUCCCGCAAAAAGAGUCCAGCAGGGUUUGAGUUACUGCGACGAUGAAGCUGGUGUUAGCUGCCGAGGCUGCGUGUUUGGCGUGUUUGGUGCUGCUGAGCCAAGCAGCAGCAGCAAAGAAUUCCGAAGACGUUCGCUGUAAGUGUAUCUGUCCACCUUACAGAGGCUAUGAGGGACAUAUCUACAAACAAAAUGUGUCUCUCAAAGACUGUAACUGCCUCCAUGUGGUGGAACCGAUGCCAGUGGACGGCAAAGAUGUGGAGGCCUACUGUCUGCGCUGUGAAUGUAAAUAUGAAGAGAGGAGCUCAGGGACUAUAAAGUUUACCAUCAUCAUGUACCUGUCCAUUUUGGGCCUGCUACUGCUCUACAUGGUGUACCUGACUCUGCUGGAGCCCAUGUUGAAGAGGCGGCUGUUUGGACACUCGCAGCUUAUCCAAAGUGACGAUGAUGCUGGGGACCAGCAGCCUUUUGCCAAUGCUCACAACGUUCUGAACCGAUCACACUCCCGACCCAACAUGCUGAACAAGGUGGAACACGCUCAGCAGCGCUGGAGGAGGCAGGUCCAGGAACAAAGGAAAUCUGUGUUUGACCGCCAUGUUGUCCUUAGUUAAACUGCCCUUUAAGUUACAGGGAAAGAAAGGAAAUAAGACACUGUGACAAAGCCAUUGCUUUCUUUUUUUCAUUUAUGGGUUGAAUUGAACUUUUGAGGUAAACCUAGUAAAAAUAUAUGAAAAAAAACAAUGAUUCUGUUUACUGGAAGCUCUUAUGUAGUCUGCAGGCAGCAAAAGAAAUUAAAGUAGGUCAUUUUUUGCACAAUUUCCACAAACAUGACAGAUAAGUAGAAAUGAUCAAAUUUCUUCAAAAUUGUGUUGAAGCCCAAUCUGCCUCCCUUUUUUUUUUUUUUAAACAUGUCCUUAAGUUUAAACUGGAUUUUGGAGAUGUCUCUAAAUGCGGGUUGGUGCUUCUCAUCACGACUGGAUGAUUUCUAGAACAAACAGAAACAAGACACGACGCUUCUGAUCUCACCAUGAAGCAUAAAGAGAAUCUGUGUAAAAUACGAGUUUUACAGCCUUCUUUACAAGUGCAUGUUUUGUAUUGGCUCUUUUGUAAAUGUGUUUUCGGCCAUUCACUCCUACAUUGAUGUUUUGUCUACUACUGUUUUGUCUAACUGGUGUAAAAGGCUCAUUGCACUAGGUUUGAUAUUUGAAGUAGCUUCAUCAAAACUUUAUCGCUGAAAUUGAUGCAUUUUUCUCCUGAUGUCCUGUUAAAGUAGCUAUUCCUCUGAUUCUCAUUCAUGGAAGUAAUCUUCAACUGCCUAUCUGAUAUAUAGUUAUUUAAAUGUUUGCACUUUUUUGUGCUGGAACAAACUGUUCCAUAAUCAAAACCUAUGCUGCCCAAGAGUUAGCACGGUUGUGACAGAUUGCUGUUAUCUUGUGUUAUAAUGACCUUGUGUAAAAUGCUGGGAGUCUAUAUAUGAUCACUGUUGAGUCCCAUUAAAGUGUUCUUACUUAUUGUAUAAGUUCCACCUAAACUUUGAAAUAAAUUUAUGGAAGAAGA